Molecule: messenger RNA, 709 nt
Organism: Trichoplax adhaerens
Lineage: Eukaryota; Metazoa; Placozoa; Uniplacotomia; Trichoplacea; Trichoplacidae
Exons: 5
Coding region: 87-656 (189 amino acids)
Biological process (GO): cytoplasmic translation
Cellular component (GO): cytosolic large ribosomal subunit; ribosome
Molecular function (GO): rRNA binding; structural constituent of ribosome
Source: RefSeq, a predicted model, not a curated record
GAGCACGUUGGCCGCUUAAAAUACUAUAAAGUCAUCGUCGUUCCUUUUUUCCAGCCCUUCGCGUUCAUGUGGAUUUCGUUGCAGCCAUGAAGACCAUAUUGUCUACUGCAUACGUCAAGAUUCCUGACGAUAUUACCAUUAAAGCCAGUAGGCGAAAGAUUACCGUCAGUGGUAAACGAGGUACUCUAAGCCGAGAAUUUAAACACCUGAAAUUGGAACUAAAGGUGAUCGGUAAAAAAUUAAGAGUAGAUGUCUGGUUCGCCGACAGACGAGAAUUGGCCUGUGUUCGCACUGUUUGCAGCCAUAUCGAAAAUAUGAUUAAAGGCGUUACAUAUGGCUAUCUUUACAGAAUGAGAUCAGUAUAUGCCCAUUUCCCAAUCAACGUCAAUAUUACCGAAGAUGGUAAACUAGUUGAGAUUAGAAACUUUUUGGGGGAGAAAGUUAUCAGACGAGUAAGAAUGAGAGAUGGUGUAACUUGUAAAGUAUCCCAAAAGCAAAAGGAUGAAUAUACUGUAUCAGGCAAUGACAUCGAACUUGUUUCGCAAUCGGCUGCUCUUCUCCAACAAUCAACGACGGUCAAAGCGAAAGAUAUCCGCAAAUUUCUCGAUGGAAUUUACGUGUCGAAUAAGGAGACAAUUGACGCUAUGGAAAUUUAAGUGUACAUUUCGUAAUGCAGAUUCCUCAAUAAAUGUGUAACGCUUUAAAUAAA